Megalopta genalis is the source of this 6450-nucleotide messenger RNA. Its product is annotated as phospholipid-transporting ATPase VD. Gene Ontology annotation, molecular function: ATP binding; ATP hydrolysis activity; magnesium ion binding. Lineage: Eukaryota; Metazoa; Arthropoda; Insecta; Hymenoptera; Halictidae. Gene Ontology annotation, cellular component: plasma membrane. Gene Ontology annotation, biological process: phospholipid translocation. The record is from RefSeq and is a predicted model, not a curated record.
GUGGUCCGGCCGAUACGAAUUGUCAGUACGUGCACGGCGAUAAGCUGACACGGUUUGGAGUCGGGGAUCGCAGCUGGUCCUUGGUCGAGUCUGCGAGGAGCCUCGGCGCGGGCUCCUCGAAGCGAUUACGCUUCGUCCGGAUCCGCUGGCGGGUAGUAUCGUGACGUGUCGCGAUAAUGUGCGGUGGUAAGACCAGUUUCCCGAGAGGAAUGCACUGAGUGGACACUCUCGGAGCUCCGUUAUUUUCCCUGUCAAAGGGAGACACGCGAAAGUUACCGGUGAGAUUUUACGUGUUCGGUCGGUCGGUCGGUCGGUCGGCGGCGCGCACACACACACACAUACACGGUACCGCUCUCGCGGUUUUCCCCACGAGGGAAACUGUACUCGCCUGCAAUUGUUCGAGAGGGGCGAGAGCGCAUCCGAGACGCUCUUCAGAGUUCGAAGACACCGUGGGGGAUAACACCGCCACCCCUCGUGCCUCCUCGACCAUUACCAAGGCCACGUGGACCACGUUGGGAGCCUGGACAAAAUAUGUGCCAGCAUGUCCGAAGCCGGGGCGCAGGAAGCAGCGAGCGGGGAGAUAGACCGGCAGGCGUCGGUUUACGUGUUCCCGGGACCGGGUCGUCCACAAUUUGCGAGCAACUCGCAGGCCGCGAGCAUUGGGCCCGUCCCCGACGGCACGGCGGUCCCCGGAAUCGUCGGGACAACCAUCGGUGCGUUCGCGAGAGGCGACGAGGAGGACGCGGCCUCGAAGAUCAGGAGACGACCUCGUCCGAUGACCCACGCAAGGUCUGCCAGCCAUGGCGGAAUGCUUGCGGAGAGCCUGACAGGCUCAGGGCUCCAGGGGAACGCGGGAUCCUAUUUAGGACCUCUGUCCGCUGUCGGUGCCACGAGACCCUCGGCCCUCAAGAAGCCAGGACACCAAAGGGCCUUCAGUCAAGGUCAGGUGGUCGACGUUCAAGGACACGCGGUCACCGGGCACAGCAGGGUAGGAUCCAGGACGGAUUUCAUCCUCCCGCCUGGCCACAGGGAAGAGCCAAGGCCACCUACGGCUGGAAAGACACCCUCUUGUCGAGGUCACUCGCGGCAAGCGUCCAGAUCAGAGUCGAUAUACACGAUAAGACGUAGCGCGGAGCCACCUUGGUGGAGAAAACUUUGGUCGCGAUGCUGUGGCCCCUUGCCAGAGGAACCUCGUCUCAGGACCAUAGUGCCGAACCACUUGGUACCUCCCAAGACCCCACGGAGUCAGCACCCCAAUGGGAAACGGGUGGAUAAUAGAGUACGCACAACGAAGUACACUGUGCUGAGCUUCCUACCUCGCAACCUUCUCGAGCAAUUUCACCGCGUGGCCAAUCUGUAUUUUAUAUUUAUCGUUCUGCUUAAUUGGGUGCCAGCCAUAAACGCCUUCGGCAAGGAGGUCGCCAUGAUACCCGUGGUCUUCGUGCUGGGCGUGACGGCGCUGAAAGACUACUUCGAAGACCGGCGAAGACUCGCCAGCGAUCGUCGCGUCAAUAAUUUCACCUGUCGCGUCUACGUCGGGGAAGACGACAGGUAUGCAAAGGUGGCGUGGAAAGACGUGAAGGUCGGCGACCUGGUUCACCUAUCGAACAACGAACUGGUGCCGGCCGACGUGUUGCUUUUGCGGAGCAGCGAUCCUCAGGGCUUAGCAUACAUCGAUAGCUGCAACCUCGACGGCGAGACCAACCUGAAGCAGCGACAGGUGGUCAGGGGAUUCGUCGAUCUCCAGGACACGUUCCAGCCGGCCAAAUUCCGCUCGGUGAUCGAGGUCGAUCAGCCGAGCACUAGGAUCUAUAGGUUUCACGGAGCCGUGGUUCACCCGAACGGCGGCAGAGUACCUGUUUCUACGGAAAACCUUUUACUCAGGGAGUGUUUGCUGAAAAACACCGACUUCGUGGAGGGCAUAGUGAUUUACGCCGGCCACGAGACCAAGGCGAUGCUGAACAAUGGCGGGCCGAGGUACAAGCGUUCCAGGCUGGAAAAGCAGAUGAACAGGGACGUGAUCUGGUGCGUGGUGAUCCUGCUGCUCCUGUGCGUGAUGGGCGCGAUCGGUUGCCGAUUAUGGUUGUCCGGCUACUCGGGAUUAUCGUUCGUCCCGUUCAUCCCGGUCCUCCAGGACCCCGGCUACGAGAGCAUGCUGACGUUCUGGACGUUCGUGAUAAUCAUGCAGGUGAUGAUCCCGUUGAGCCUGUACGUGACGAUUGAGAUGGCGAAAGUGGGCCAGGUGUACCACAUCGGGCAUGACGCGGCGUUGUACGACACGGAGACGGAUCGUCCCGCCGAAUGCCGGGCGCUCAACAUCACGGAGGAAUUGGGUCAGGUUCAGUACGUGUUCUCGGACAAGACUGGGACGCUGACGGAGAACAAAAUGCUGUUCAGACGUUGCGCGGUGGGUGGCCAGGACUAUUCUCACACAGGUGAGGGCGAGAAUUUGAUGCCCUCCUCCAGACUGAAGGAGGAUCUGCUGAUCAGCACGUUCCGACACAAUCUGCAGGAGCUGCUGGUCGUGCUGGCCAUAUGCAACACCGUUGUGGUAAACUCGCAACCUCACUACGACACCAUGAACUCGAGCGGGGUGAUCGAAGAGCCGCAGAAGAACGGCGACGAGACAGGAAGGUACACGAGAAUGAUAGAGGCUAGGAGUUUGACCCCUUCGCCUGUCAUUCCGUUGGCCACGUUCUCGCACCCGGCCAACAACAUCGAGGACAACGUGUCCUCCAUAUCCUCCAUGGUCGAGAUGGAGUCUGUCCUGAACCACUCCACCAAGCCCUUCAGUAAAGUACCAAGGCCGAAGUUCCUGAACGUGACGUCCAUACCGAGCCUGGGAAUGGGACUGCUGGGACGAAAACUGUCGCCGAACGGCGCCCAGAAGAGGCGCAGCCCGCUCAGUCCCGUUAUCGACGCUGCCAGGAAGAACGGAGACGAAUUGCUACCCGCUGCUGCGAUCUACGAAGCGGAAAGCCCGGAUGAGCUCGCGCUGGUGAACGCGGCCCGCGCGUACAACGUGAAACUGUUAAAACGCACGGCGCGCAGCGCGAUCGUAUGCCUGCCGGAUAAAUCUAUCCUCACUUUCGAAAUACUUCACGUGCUGCCUUUCGACUCGAACAGAAAGUGCAUGUCGAUCCUCGUGCGACAUCCGCUGACGAACGAGCUGAUACUGUACUGCAAAGGUGCGGACACCACGAUCUUCUCGUCGCUGACUCCUCAGGAAGAGAGUUCCGCUACCACGUUGAAGAUUCGUCAGCACUUGCAGUCGUACGCGCGGCAAGGUCUCCGAACUUUGGUGAUGGCGAAAAAAUCUCUGACGGCGCAGGAAUACGAGACCUGGCGGCAAGCGCAUACCGAGGCUGAGCUGGCGAUGGAGAACCGUGAGCAUCGUAUCAAGGACUCUUACGCCGUCCUUGAGUCGCACCUGACGUUGCUGGGGGCGACCGGGAUCGAGGACAAGCUGCAGGCCGGAGUGCCGGAAACUAUGGCCAAUCUGGUGGCCGCAGGAAUCGUGGUUUGGGUUCUCACAGGGGACAAGCCGGAGACUGCGGUGAACAUUGCAUAUUCGGCGCGGCUUUUCUCGCCGGCGAUGCAGUUGCUAUGGCUGCAGGCGCGAUCCAAGACGGUCGCUGAGACUUUGAUACGUGGCUACCUCGAGUCUGCUAAAAGGGACAGCAUGAUUCGCGGGAAUGACUGGCGAGACAUCAGGGAGAACGUGAUAUUAAACCGAGACGUUGCUGAGAACGAUGCGCACAGGAUAGACAGUCCCUGGCCGAAACAACGGGCACUGGUCGUCGAUGGGAAAACUCUGACUGUCAUCUUGGACCCACGGUCAGGAUUGAUCGGAUCGUUUCUCGAAUUGACGAAGAUGUGUACCAGCGUGUUGGCUUGCCGAGCGACGCCUCUGCAGAAGGCAUACAUAGUGCGAAUUGUGAAGGAACAGCUGGGAAUGAGAACCCUGGCGAUAGGGGACGGUGCGAACGACGUUAGUAUGAUACAAACCGCGGACGUGGGAGUCGGUAUCUCGGGAAACGAAGGUACACAAGCCGUCAUGGCCGCAGACUUCGCCAUCUCACGAUUCUCGAUGCUUAGCAGGCUUCUACUGUUGCACGGGCACUGGUGUUACGAUCGCCUGUCCAGGAUGAUUUUGUACUUUUUCCACAAAAACGCCACCUUCGUCUUCCUUGUGUUCUGGUUCCAGCUGUAUUGCGGCUUCACCGGAUCAGUGAUGGUGGACCAGAUUUACCUAAUGCUGUACAACCUGAUGUUCACGUCGAUGCCACCCCUUGCGUUGGGCGUGUACGACCGAGUUGCCUCGCCAGCUGUUCUAAUGGCAAUGCCUCCACUGUACAAAAGAGGACGUCUCGGACUGGUCUACCAGUCGUACUCGUUUUGGCUAACGAUCGCCGAUGCUUUGUAUCAAAGUAUCGUUAUCUUUUUCAUAAAUCACUCCGUGUACUAUGACACGGCUAUAGACAUAUGGGAAUUCGGAACCACCGUGAUGUCGUGCUGCAUCGUCGUCAUGCUUGCCCACGUUGCCAUAGAGACGCGAUCAUGGACUGUAAUCCACGUGCUAGCUAUACUAGGAUCCAUGGGUGUGUUCUUUGGAUUCUGCUUGAUUUACAAUGUGGUGUGCGUGAACUGCAUGGGCCUACUUUGCUCAUAUUGGGUGAUGGAGAUGGCUGUCAUGAGGCAUACGUACUGGCUCACGUUGAUGCUCACCUGUGUUCUGGCAUUGCUACCAAGGCUACUGUACAAAACCAUAAAGUCGACCGUAUCGCCGGACUUCGCGCAAAACGCCACGUUCAAGGCGCCGUUGAAAGCCGGAAGCCAUCGACAGCGGAUCGCCGAGAGGAGCGGGAAUAAUUUCAUCGCCGGCUGGUCUCGCUCGACCCAACACGCCACGAUCAGAACCGGAAGCAAAGACGAUGCGUUGACGACCAUCGUUGCAUGACACACCCUGAAACGUCCGACAAGACUGUCAGCGCUUGGUAGCAGAUCAACCGAUGCUUUCGAGCUCGUCGCUACGGCCGAGACCUUGAGCAGAGGAACGGCGUCCAUCGCCGUGUUUCAACCGUGUACUGUUCCUAAGGUUCGAAGAAGUAUUGCUAGGAGGUUUACGUUAAUUUUAGUGUGCAUUCUCGGUUCGAACGGGAACCAGUUUCGCCGGAUCGGGAGCAUGUCGUUCGAUUGAUAUAAUGUCGUCGUUUACCGUCGAUCGGUGCCGAUUAGUGUCUUUUUAGUUGAAUCGAGUGGCUUUACAUUUCCGACUACUGUUGUUCGUUGCAUUUGAUGGCUGUGACUUUUAGGGACCAAGACUGUUUAGUCCGUUAGCAAUAUAUCGUUGUGCAUCGACGGUUCCAGUGCGAGCUCCAUGCGGGAUUUGUUCGAGACGCGGGUUGCAUAUCGAAUUAAGUAGAAUGUAAUUCAGGUCGUAAGUGUCCUCUUAGGAGUAAGAAAACAGGAAGUGUACACUGUAAAAGCGUGAUAUAUAUCUGGAGGCAGCGGUGCGAGGAGGUGGCAAACCUUGCAGCGAUGCAAAUCACGGAUGCGGCAUGAAAGGAACACAACUCCUGCAACUUCCCUCUGAAGUUCCGUGGAUUUUUGGGAAGAAAAGGACUGUCGUGGUCUCGACUGCCCUAACUAAGAGAAUUCUAGACUGCAGAUAGAGAACCAUGAAAAUUUUGCAAUGGAAACAGGGGAUCAAAUGUUAAAGUGCCUAAAACUACGGAACAUUUGGGUCUUGCAAAGGUUUGAAUCUUACAUAAAUUUCAGUCCCCAAAAAAGUUCAAAUUCCCACGAUUAUCUGAACUCUAUGAACAGUGAAAGGGAAAGUGGCAUUAGUGAAUAGACUUCCUCCCCGACACGAAAAAUGUAACAGCCUCGAUCGUCUCGUAAUUAUUUAAGCCCUACGAACGAUGUAAGAAAGAAUGACAAUAGUGGAUCAAAUUCUAAAGUGCCUAGGAUCAUAAGAAAUUACGGUUUCGCCAAAAUUCGAUUUUUGCAAAUCUUUUCGGUCCCAAAAAUUGCAAGGAACUACGUCGCACGAAAGUUCCUGGAAUCCACAGGUAUAAUAAAGGGCCUUAUGAUAGAGCCUUUGAUUCACGGUUCGCUAGGUUUGCCACCUGACUAUACAUCACCGCCUCCGAGCAUGUGUACGUUGUCUCGUACGAUGUUAACGUUGUACAAAUAUAGUAUAUUUACGCUGUAUACGCGAGCUGGUGUUACACGGAACACCUCUCACGCUCGUGACUGUAUUAUUACCGUAAUUUCGGUGACGUACGUGUAUAAGCGCGUAUCUGCCAGCAUAGAGGUUCUAUUAUACAUGUGUAUAUUCCGCAAUUAUCGACGACACGUUGCACGUGUUGACAUAGUAUUUUGAUAUACGAUUGACAGCAACUGCGUGUAUUGUAGCGACGAUAGUAAACCAAGUGUUCUCUAAAG